Molecule: messenger RNA, 1109 nt
Organism: Pomacea canaliculata
Lineage: Eukaryota; Metazoa; Mollusca; Gastropoda; Architaenioglossa; Ampullariidae
Product: 40S ribosomal protein SA-like
Exons: 6
Coding region: 87-998 (303 amino acids)
Biological process (GO): cytoplasmic translation; ribosomal small subunit assembly
Cellular component (GO): ribosome; cytosolic small ribosomal subunit; 90S preribosome
Molecular function (GO): structural constituent of ribosome
Source: RefSeq, a predicted model, not a curated record
GAAAAGCCCGUAUGAGGACGCAUCACUUCCUUUUUCUGCGGUGCUCCUCUUGAAUACCACAUGGUUGGUAAUUAAAAAGCAUCAAAAUGUCUGGAGGUUUGGAUGUACUUGCGCUUAAAGAAGAGGAUGUCACUAAAUUUUUGGCAUGUAAUGCCCACCAGGGAUCCACCAAUGUGGACUUUCAGAUGAUGCAGUAUGUUUUCAAACGCAAACCUGAUGGUGUCUAUAUCAUAAAUCUUAAAAAGACAUGGGAAAAACUUCUGCUUGCUGCACGUGCAAUUGCUGCCAUUGAGAAUCCAGCUGAUGUAUGUGUCAUCUCUGCACGUCCUUAUGGGCAGCGUGCUGUUUUGAAGUUUGCCUCAGCCACAGGUGCCACUCCUAUUGCUGGCCGCUUUACACCUGGUACUUUUACCAAUCAAAUUCAGGCAGCCUUUCGGGAACCUCGCCUGCUUGUGGUCACAGACCCACGCAUUGAUCACCAACCAGUCACCGAGGCCUCAUACGUCAACAUCCCAGUCAUUGCAUUUUGCAACACAGACUCCCCUUUGAGGCAUGUUGAUAUUGCCAUACCUUGUAACAACAAGGGUCAAAUGGCCAUUGGCUUGAUGUGGUGGCUUCUUGCAAGAGAGGUGCUUCGUCUUCGAGGAACCAUCAGUCGGGAGCAUCCAUGGGAUGUCAUGGUAGAUCUUUACUUCUACAGGGAUCCAGAAGAGGUGGAGAAAGAGGAGAAGGAGGCACAAGAGAAAGCUGGCAUUAAGGAAGAAAUGCCCGCUCAGGAGUCAUGGGCUGGAGAAGUAGCAGCCCCUGAGGUCAGCGACUGGGCCAGCGAGUCCCUGCCAGUUGUUGCAUCAGUACCCAUCCAACCAUUUGCCCAGCCUGCUCCUGCAGCCGCAGCGGCCACAGAGGAUUGGACCAUGCCUAAAGAAGAAGAAUGGACGCCAGCUGCUCCAGCUGAAAAUGAAUGGGGUGGCAGCGCACCCAGCGAAAACUGGGGCUAGACAGAAUUCACACUUUAUGGCAGUAGAGCAUGGACGUUAAAGUUUAUCACCAAAAGACUGCCAGCGUGUGGUCUGCUGACCACCAAAGGAAAAUAAAGUGAAUACAGUCCA